Molecule: messenger RNA, 1874 nt
Organism: Python bivittatus (Burmese python)
Lineage: Eukaryota; Metazoa; Chordata; Lepidosauria; Squamata; Pythonidae
Gene: SCO1
Product: synthesis of cytochrome C oxidase 1
Biological process (GO): intracellular copper ion homeostasis; mitochondrial respiratory chain complex IV assembly
Cellular component (GO): mitochondrial inner membrane
Molecular function (GO): copper ion binding; copper chaperone activity
Source: RefSeq, a predicted model, not a curated record
UUAAUUCCUUUCCUGUCUGCAAAGCAUUCCGUGUAUUGCGAUUUCGGUAGAGAGGCGAGGAAUGGAGGGGAAAGUACUCUGGGGGCGACUGAAUUCCGAAGUGCCCACUGCUCUUUCCCAUGCCAACCAUAGAGAGCCAAAAUAGAGCGCAGGCGCCUCUUGCAGUCCCGGGAGUUUGCGCCAUGUGACAGUCUUGAAGCCAAUGCAGUGGCAGGACGCCGGUCUGUCCCGGAACUGCAAGCCGGCCGCGCCGUUUCGUGAGCCUGGGAAGGGAGGAUGGCGGGAGCGGUGCGGUGUCGCCUCGUUUCGCUCGCCCGUUGCGCGCGUCCAGCGCUUCCGCCGCGUGGCUCCCCGGGCUGCUGUCCUGUGCGGUCCCUGGUCACUCCCCGAGUCAGGGGGUGGCAGAAGGGCUUCAAGAAACCUGGGCCAGUAACUUGGAAGAGUUUAGCAGUCUCGGCUGUGAUUGGAGGAGGGUUGCUAGGAGUAAUGAAAUACGUGAAGAAAGAGAAAGAAGCAGCACUGGAGAAAGAGAGUACCCGAUCCAUUGGAAAGCCUUUGUUAGGAGGCCCUUUCUCACUUGUUGAUCACCACGGACAACCCAAAUCAGAUCAUGAUUAUCUGGGCCAGUGGGUUUUAAUCUAUUUUGGUUUUACACAUUGCCCUGACAUUUGCCCAGAAGAGCUGGAGAAAAUGAUGCUAGCAGUGGAUGAAGUUGAUGGAAUCGCAUCUUUGCCUAAUGUCACUCCACUCUUCAUCACCAUUGAUCCAGAGAGGGACAAUGAAGAGGCCAUUGCCAAAUAUGUUAAAGAGUUUUCACCAAAGUUGAUCGGAUUGACUGGUACGAAAGAACAGGUUGAUCAAGUGGCUCGAGCCUAUCGCGUCUAUUACAGCCCAGGUCCCAGAGAUGAGGAUAACGAUUACAUCGUGGAUCACACUAUCAUAAUGUACCUUGUUGGGCCUGAUGGGAAAUUUGUUGAUUAUUUUGGCCAAAACAAGAAUAACAUUGAAAUUGCUUCUUCCAUCCUAAAGCACAUGAAACAAUACAAGAAGGAAUAAGGGACUAAGGUUUCUGACUGUCAGGCAAGCACGCCUGCUACUAUACAUCUAAAAUGCAUAAUGGUGAACAGUUGUUAAAUGAAUGGUCAUAAGUCGAGGACUACCUGCAAUCAUGGGUCCCUACUUUACUCUUAACUGAUGGGGAAAGCUUGGUUCCAGGGAAGCCUGCCUUUCAUCAAGCACAGCAGCUCAAAAAAGCAAUUGUGUAGAGGGUUUUUCCCCCCUUUCUUAUAUAGGGGGGAAAUGCAGCUUGUAACAUUAAUUGGAGGAACUACUGUGCAGGUAGUCUGCUGUGGCAUCUUCUUUGUGCAGCUGAAUUUACUAAACCUAUACUACAGACUAAGACUCAAUUCCAAAGAGAAGCUGGAUGUCUUUCAUGGGUGGUAUUUUGUCUAGAUACUUUUCUCUGGAUAUGCCUCAGCCGUACAAUGGCUUGUUCGUGCAGAUUUCCCCAAGAGAACGCCAUCCGUGCCGAACGUAAGCCACAAUUGCUCUCGUCAUUAGAAGCGUGCGUUCUUGUUGAAGAGACCCCUGCUGAACUGAACAGCACUGAAGUUAACCACUGGGAUUUGCCUGCUCUCAAGUUUUACGAGUGACUCCUCGGAAGCGUGGUUUCAGGUCCUUUCUCAACCAACAUUUCCAGACAAAUAUCGAGCGUCGCUUUUUGUUUUUGAAAUAAUUGGUACAGUUUACUAUAUGGCUGCUACUGAGCAACAUGGUAGGACGGGAACCUUAACUCUUUUUAUGAAGUGGGAUAAUUGAUCAGAUAAAUCAAAUGUGGGGCACAGAUGAUGAAAUAAAGUGAAAGAAACUUAAAA